Messenger RNA from Scophthalmus maximus (turbot), 7246 nucleotides. Its product is annotated as solute carrier family 45 member 4-like. NCBI's taxonomy places the organism in Eukaryota, Metazoa, Chordata, Actinopteri, Pleuronectiformes, Scophthalmidae. The transcript has 14 exons. Gene Ontology annotation, cellular component: membrane. Gene Ontology annotation, biological process: transmembrane transport. Gene Ontology annotation, molecular function: sucrose:proton symporter activity. The record is from RefSeq and is a predicted model, not a curated record. The coding region runs from base 642 to 3215 and encodes 857 amino acids.
GGUGAACCAGAUGGUGACUCGGUCAGUUAGCUCGCACAGGUUAGCCGCGCUGCUAACCCGAACCGAGAGAGUCGCCUCGGCCGCUGUCGACAGUUCGCCUGGUGCGGAACUCGGCUCGACUUCCCCCUUCUCAAAGCUGGUUAAACACCCCAGGUUGCUGUGUGACUCUGAACCCGACAUGACCUGAAGUACACUUAGACGCACGAGUGCAGAGACUUCUCUUGACCCAUAGACUCCUGCGGACCCACACACUAAUCUUACAUAAUCCAAACGCCACAUGUGCACGACCUCUUGACACACACUGACUAGCAACGACAAACACAGUUGCUGACCUGUCCCUCAGCUCACCGCAAACGCAGCUCCUGGAACCCAUACUGCAAACGUCGCCACGCCUCUCCUCCCAUCUCUUCCGCUCUCCCCUUCUCCUCCCCUCUGCAUACCUCUGGAGCUGCUGCACAUAACUUUUUCUGAUCUUUCUGAAUUUUUUCGUUUGAUGCGAGCCACAGUGAGGAACACUACCCACUCCCCAGCUGAGCUACUGCACAAUGGUCGCACAUCAGCAUUUGUAGCCACAGGAUGACACAUCUGGAACAUAUUUUUACCUGGUCAAUUUUUUUGGACACAUUAAUUGUAUCAUAGUGAUGAUUACUGCCUCCGGCGCCAUCAUCUGCAUCCGUUUGGCUUCGAGCACAGAGCAGCAGAGAUGCUCGCUGAUUAACUUUGCCGGAUAUCAUGGACACCUCUCAACAUCAAACCAGUCUAUAAUGGGAGGAGAAGAAGAGAAGAGGGAAGGUUCUGGCUUGCCGGAGAAGAGAGAACCUAAGGAAGAAGCAGAAGAGAGUGAGAGUGAGAAGGAUGUGGAGGAGGACAGAGACAUGCAGAUCCCUCUGCAUCGCUGGGUGAUGCACGGGGCAGUGAUGUUUGGACGCGAGUUCUGCUACGCCAUGGAGACGGCCCUGGUGACGCCAGUGCUGCUGCAGAUAGGCCUUCCGGAGCAAUAUUACAGUUUAACCUGGUUCCUCAGCCCCAUCCUUGGUCUCCUCCUCACACCUGUGAUCGGCUCAGCCAGUGACCGAUGUUCUCUGCCAUGGGGCAGAAGACGCCCAUUCAUUCUGGCCUUGUGUGUGGGUGUGCUGCUGGGAGUGGCACUGUUUUUAAACGGAUCAUUAAUAGGUCUUUCCAUUGGUGAUAGCCCCAACAACCAGCCAAUCGGGAUCAUUCUUACUGUAUUAGGUGUGGUGGUGCUGGACUUCAGUGCUGAUGCCUCUGAGGGACCAAUCAGAGCUUACCUUCUCGAUGUUGCGGACACAGAGGAGCAAGAUAUGGCCCUGAAUAUUCAUGCCUUCUCUGCUGGGCUCGGUGGAGCAGUUGGCUACAUGUUGGGUGGCCUGGACUGGACUGGCACAGCUCUGGGCCAAGCAUUUAAAUCACAGGAACAGGUUCUUUUCAUGUUUGCAGCCAUCAUUUUCAUUAUCUCUGUCACUCUGCACAUGUUCAGUAUCCCUGAGCGACCCUUCGCUCCAUCCACCCUGCGCAGAGUCACAGGAAGUGGGGAGUCGGCCAGCCAGUUCUCUUUCAGGCCCGUUGGCCACACGUCACCCCUACUUGAUGUGAUUGCAGAGGAGGAUGCUUCUGGUCAAGCCCCGUCCCAGGAGAACAACGAAUCCGAUCCGGAGGAAAGGGAAAUAGAUUUCCUUACUGUGGAGAGAGUGCGAAGUAAAAGUGAUUCAAUCUUAGCCUUGCCAGUUGCGACCAUCGAGCUGGAUCCUGACCUUGACCCAGAUUCACAACUUUUCCUGCCAGAGGUGCAUCACUUUCUACCACAGACUCAGGCAGAAUUAGAAGAUGCUUUCAAGCCAUCAGACCACAGUAUUGAGUCCUCUCCUCCUCCUGGUGAACCACCCACCCUUACUGACUUGCAACCAAAAUACCCAUUUUUGGGUAAGGAUCCAACAAACUGGCCUUGUUCUCACCCUUGUAUCAGCUCCGGCUCCGAGGACUCACGUCAGAGACAGUAUGUCAAGGAGGCCAAUGGUGUCAAAACAUGCUCGUCCUCUUCUGAUUACACCAAUGCAAUGAGAGGCCAUGCUUCCAGUAAGCUUGGGAACCGUCCCUUGACCACAUCGGUUUCAUCACGGCCACACCCACACACCUUCUACAGACAACCUUCCUUUACUUUCUCCUAUUAUGGACGAGUCGGAUCGCAGCGCUAUCGACUGCGACGGACAGCGCCUUUGAGCCCUCGGCCAAUCACCACCUCCCGCAGUCUGAAUGAUCUUAGUGACCUCCAGGGCUACGCAGACAGGCGAGUGUUGCAGCUGUCAGUCGGCAGUCUGUCAUCUGAGGGCUCAAGCAGCGAGGGAGGACCAGACAGGGGUACAACUGUUAGACUGCUGUGGUUGUCCAUGUUGAAGAUGCCGAGGCAGCUGUGGAGAUUGUGCAUUUGUCACCUUCUCACAUGGUUCUCCAUUAUAGCUGAAGCUGUAUUUUAUACUGAUUUCAUGGGGCAAGUCAUUUUCCACGGAGACCCCAAGGCACCAGCUAAUUCCACAGAGAUACAGAAUUAUCACAGAGGAGUUCAGAUGGGCUGCUGGGGACUGGUGGUCUACGCUGCUACUGCUGCAGUUUGCUCUGCCAUCCUCCAGAAGUACCUGGAUAAUUUUGAUCUCAGCAUUAAGGUCAUCUACAUCCUUGGAACUCUGGGAUUCUCAGUGGGAACGGCAAUCAUGGCAAUCUUCCCUAAUGUUUAUGUUGCUAUGGUGAUGAUCAGUAGCAUGGGCAUAAUCUCCAUGAGUAUCUCCUACUGUCCCUAUGCAUUACUCGGGCAAUACCAUGAAAUCAAAGAGUACAUUUACCACAGUCCAGCAAACACUAGAAGAGGCUUUGGUAUUGACUGCGCCAUCUUAACCUGCCAGGCAUAUAUCAGCCAGAUCUUGGUUGCGUCCGCCUUGGGAGCCGUGGUGGACGCAGUUGGCAGCGUUCGUGUCAUUCCUAUAGUGGCCUCUGGAGGCUCCUUCCUCGGCUUCCUCACUGCCUGUUUCCUUGUGAUUUAUCCGGACAUGGAGCCCAGCAGCUCACAGCAGGACCAGGGCCUGGGGGAUUUGUCUGCCGAAUCAGACCAGAAUGGAGAACGGACCAGUGACCAGAGACUGGCUCUGCUGAACCUCACAGACAGAGACAGUUUGAAGAAGACAGAGAAUCACUCUGUUGCCUAAGCACGGAAAUAAUGGUUUAGGUAUAUCCUCACCAAUUACAAGCCACGGCAUUGGAGGAUUAUACCAAAUGCAUCCAAGUUAAAUAUUUGUUGGCGUGUGCUUUUCUGGAGGAGGAAAGAUGAUGAAAGCGAAGGAUAGUUAGUCGGUAUGGAUUUGGAUAGAUAUUCUUUGGAGCAGAGGACUGACAUGACUAUUGCUACCUCAACCCCAAUAUAGAUGUAUGUUUGGAUGAAUAGAAGAACAGUCUUAAAACACAGAAAGCCAUUAUACAGAGGAAACUGAAUUUGCUUGAGGCUCUUGGAGACUCUCAUCCGAGAGGCUUCUUCAGUUUCAAACCUGGCAUUAAUGUCUGUCUGAUGUUGUCUGAUCUCAAGUGGACUGGGCUGCAUAUGGCCACUCCACUUAUUGUGUGAACAAUGUGUCCUGUGCCACAUUUAAGGGUCAACUCGCUUUUACCGGCUUUAAACAGUUUCAUAAUGAACUGGAAAUGUUUUUUUACACUUCUUAGUGUUUCACAGGCAUUAAUGUUUAGGGGGGCGCUUGCUACAAAAUCAACAUUAGCUAUGUUUCCAUCAACCUAUUUUGAUGUGCAUUUUCAUGUAUCGUAUCAGAAAAAGUUGAUGGACAUGGCAAAAACUUCUAUUUCGCAAAAAGGUUUAUACUCGGUUUAAAUGAGGUGGUUUUUGCCUAUUGCGAAAAAGAGUUAAUGCUCAAAAUGCAAGAUGGAAAUUACUUUGUCGAAUAGGUUUUGAUGUACAGAACAUUCAACUCAAAUGACUGAUCAGCCGUCCCCGCUGUCGGAGUCUUCCUCCGAGCUAUGGUUGCGUAAGACCCAUGGUCUUAUCGCCCUCGCCGCCACUGCGUGCAUCAGAAUGGUGCUAUGAUAACUUGUUCAAUUGAAAGUAACUCGUGCGGACCUCUCUCCAUGUUCCCUCUCUCCAUUGCCAAGCAUACAACAUGUCGUGUGGGUAUGUUGCCAAAGCAACUGUUGUUUUGUUUUUGGUUUGCAACCUCUACUUCUUCUACUGUUCUAUUACGGUAGGCCUAUGUAGCCUAUACCGCUAUCUUCUGACGAAACUGGUCUAGUUUAUUCAAACCAAUUGAAGGUUCACAUUUUCUCUUUUGCAAACUUACAAAAGUUUAGAUGGAAACAGAGCCAUCGACCCCUCUCUGUCCCUCAGCCACUCACUCAAGCUGUUUUCAGACAUGAACUCUGGAAAAUGGCCGAAAAAUCAGCAUUUGCCGUUCAUAUAGGAAGAACGCAGCAGGAGAUUGUUUAGACGUGUUCACAACAGCUGGAACACUUCCGGAACAUUUAUGGCGAGCGAGUGGGCCGUCUGCCCAGGCGCCAUCCCUCACCUAAGAUUUUUCAGCUGUAUUCUCGCACAGGCUUACUUGGGCAUUUUACGGAAGUCUUACAAGGGGGCCGGCAGGAAAAGUUCCGGGAAAUGUCUGGAGCAUCAUUUUGCGGACAUUUGUGCUCACAUACAUCCCCUUCGGAAAAGUUCAAGAAAAUGUCUGGACUUUGGUGCAUGUCUGAAAGCAGCUUCAUCCACACAUACAAACACUCCACUUGUGAUUGGAUUAUCCGAGACACAUGUAAACGGCAGGUGUGAACUGGGCUCCCGAGAGUUGUGAAGGUCACGUGGGGCUGUUUCCUCACAGACAUGUGACAGUGAUUUUUGGUCAGACUGUUGAAACUAACUCAGUUCAGAGCACUGAAGCAAACACAAUGGUUUUUUACGAAAACCUAAAUGGGAAGCACAGAGCACUUUCUGUCUUACUACUGAGCAGUACUGUCACACUGAUGCUGCGGAAUGACGCAACGUGUGACAUUUCACUUCACUGAGGCUGCUCUAUCACUGCUUGAUAGACCAUCACAAUGCUGUAGGAGUGUUAGUUUGUGUUCCUCUGCUUUACUGGAUACAGAUGUUGAUAUUUGUUCAAAUCUGUUAUUUUAUAAUUGACACAAAGUUUCCAAACUACAGGUGUAACCUUCUAUGUUUGUUGUAGACACACACAGAACAGUUUGUUUUAAUUUCAUACACUUUUUUUAUCCACAUUUACCACUUUGGAAUCUGUAAACACAGUAAGCUAGUGUGCCUAUAAGUGCUCUUUUAUGAUAUUUAUUUAACAUAUAAGACGUAAUUCUUGUCCAUCUGAAUCUGCAAUGUCACUACAGUAACGGAAUAAAUGUGGAGUGAAAUGUAUAAUAUGUCCCAACAUAGGUAUAAAAAAUGCACGAAAUCUAAAUUCUCAGGAAGUUAAAGUCGAGCAGAGUUCAAAGGUCAAACUGUGCAGAAACCUUGCACAGAGUGAGAGAACGUGCAAAUUAGUUAAAUUAAAUGAAAAAUUAAGCAAAUCAAAAAGGAAAGGUUGGAUUUUCCUCUGACAGCACAGAGUGUUUCAACUGUAUCUACAGAUGAAACCAGCAGAUUAGAUGCUGCAGUCGACAGAUGACAGAUUUUGCAUUUGCAAUCACCGUGAAUUCCCUCUUCGGCGGUCGUUCAUCCUGGCCUCUCAGAUUUGUCCUCAGGUGAUUUUGGUUUACAGUGGGGUUGUGUUGCAGGUUGGCUUUUCAUAUUUGCUUUCUAUUGAAUGAAUUGUAAAUGGCUUUUUUAAAUUUAUUUUUUUAUGUACAUUCCAAAUACACAGUUGAAAUUGGGGAAAUGUUCCACGAAGAGCCUGUCAUCAUCGUGGAAUAUUUGUCAUAUUCAGACGUUGGAGAAUAAUUGAACAGAAAAACUUUUGUAUUUUUGCAGUUUGUUCUCGGAGCCUUGCUUUACAUGGUGUGCCUUGGUGAUCAUUUGACAGCUAUAUACAACUGUCCUGCUGUAAAUAAGAUGAAUAGCUCCCAUACCGACAGAGAGUCUUCAACUCAGUCUCUGCCACACGCGAACACAUAUUAAUUUCCUCAAACCUAAUAAGCUACAGACUUGUGUUGAGUCUCUCCUCUCAGUAGAACCUUCUCACUGUUUGAAUCUGAGAGUUGGUGUAAAUGCCCAGAGCAGCCUUUGUCUCCACGGAUGAGAGCAUUAUUUGUUUAAUUUUCAGAGGUUCAAUGUCACAUGGUCUGUAAUAAUGGUGCAUAUUGAACGGCAGAGAGGACGUCUUCUAUGCAAGGCCAGUGACUGAUCCACAGUGUGGAAACUUAAACUGCGACCAAAUGAGCCUUGAAGUCAAAGCACAGGACCGCCUCUGUCUGUUUUCCAUAUUUUUAAGGAUUGUUCAAAUUAGAGGAAACUGUGAAAGUGGAAACACAGCUUCUUACAUCUCUGACUUGACAGAGCAAUAUUUUUUAUUAUCAUUGAACUCUGGAGAGACCUUUUUUUUUACUGUAAUUAUCAGUAUUGGGGCCUUGUAUCCUGCCAACUAUGUGUGCCUUUCAUGCCAGAACUUUUUUCUUUUUAUGUCCAUUGUUAUUUAGUAUUUAAGGCCUUAAGAUUUACACAAUCAGAUUUACAAGCACAAAGAGAACAAUACCACUCUGUGGAUUUCUGCAUCUAACGACAAAGGGAAAGUGCUGAGAUAAUCAAACCAAAAAUAAUCUUCUUUUUGUAAAAUAAUGCAGAGACCCUGAGUGUGUGUGGAACGGGAUGUGUGCCAUUGUGUUCUUAGGGAGUUGUUCUGGGGCUGUUUUUAAAAGCACCUUUUGACAAGAGGUUGGGCUACAUGUAUACAGUACAGUUCUGUCAAUCUGUUCUUGGAAUCUGUGAACACAUAAAAAAACCUUUUCACUUUUUCCCCAGAAAGUGAGAAAGAAAGAUUUCCCCUUCCAGCCUCCUUUUCUGUUACAAUAAUUAAUUGGUUUAGUUUGGUUCAAUAAUUAACCUCAGCAGGUUUCAAUGUUUCAGAGACGUUUUCAUCUGUCUGGGGAAUAACACUGUUUUUCACGUGAAACUACUGUAUUGAUUUUAUACACUUUUUUUGCAAUGAAAGUCUAUGACACUCCUUUUGCUGCUGUACAGACUUUUGUACAACAAAAUCGUGGUAUUUUUGUACCAAUUAUAUGAAAGAAGCCAAUGAAUGCA